Molecule: messenger RNA, 201 nt
Organism: Sphenostylis stenocarpa
Lineage: Eukaryota; Viridiplantae; Streptophyta; Magnoliopsida; Fabales; Fabaceae
Source: the annotation of a GenBank genome assembly
AUGGAAGAAUCCAAUAAUUUGGAUUUAUUAAAGUUUGAAGAAUUACAAGGGUUAUUGGAGACUCAUAAACAACGUUUACAUGAAAGAGCAUAUGAUAAAUCCAAUUCAUUGGAUUUAUUAAAGUUUGAAGAAUUACAAGGGUUAUUGGAGACUCAUAAACAACGUUUACAUGAAAGAGCAUAUGAUAAAUCCAAUUCAUAA